UCUAAGCGAACACAUCGUAACGUGCCAAAAGUUUCUAAAACUAGUGACAACGUGAGAAACCCCGCGUAAUAUUUACCCAUUACCCAAUAGGUUUCGUAAUUCAAAUUUUGGCGGGAUAUCAAAGGUUGAUUCCAGUGUGUGGUUUCUUUUUGUGGAUUGUGAGGGAUUGAGCUGUCAGAAUGUUGGAUAAAAGCAUCUUCGGCGGUAGUUGGGAGAGCGUGAUUUCACGCGAUGACUACGAAAUAGACUACAGUCCUAGCCCUAGAGGUUCACCUCUAAAGGACACAUCCAACAUUCAGGAGGAUUCCUACUGCAUCAGUCGGCACAACCCUAACAAGACCUUCAGGAGGGAAUCAGUCAUUGCAUCGUGGAAGAGUUUGAAGAAAGAACGCGAACAGGCUUUAGGGAAGAGGAUCAUCUAUGUAGACGCUGAUAAUUAUGAAGAUUACUACGGAAGGAAUAAAGUCAAACGCUGCAAGAGUGAGAGGGUCGCUAAUGUUCCGAGAAUCCAAAAGAAAGUAAAGAGGACGUAUUCAGUUCUCUACAGAUACGAUCCUAAUGAAGAGAAGGUGGUUAAGGAGUACAAAUACCAGCUGCCUAAAGACCCUGAAGAACCGGAUUUUCCCAUCCAAAGGUCGGUGUCAGAACCGUUUUUAAGAGCAGAAACUAGGACGACAAAGAAGAAAGUUAAACGGUCGUUCACCACCCUUUUGAACAUCAAGACCAAAUUCCUAAACAUCUUCUCUUCUAAGAGCUAAAGAUACUUGUAGUAAGGACUGGGAAUAGUUGCUCAAUUCUGCAUUUUAUUUGUAAAAACUGGUGGUUUUAUUUCCUGCAACAAUUGGAUUGAAACUGUCAGUUGUUUUGGCAUUCGUGCCCGGCAGUGGGAAAGCCAAGUGUUUUUUAUAAAUAUUUAAUUGUUUCAUCUAGUCAAUUUUGUAUAUCAAAUUUUACAUAGAAAAUAAGAAUUGGCUUAAAAAAGUAGUUAAAGAAAAAUGCAAUGUUUCUGAUGCAGAAAUUAUUUAUUGAUAAAGUUGACUUCAUAUACCUAUAUGCUUACUUGUAGAUUACCUUUGUAAAGUGAUCAAUAUUUAAACAACUGUUUAUAAAUUGUAAACAAAAUCAUACGUCAUAUAACCACAUGUCGUCAUAUUUUGAUGCAAACAGCUUUAGAAUAACGUAUCAAAGAAAUCGUAAAGCGAUUUUUCGUACCAAAUUGUAUUCAAUAGUUUUAAGAUUUUGGCGCACGGAUGUGCGUAGGCCAAGUAAUAUAAGUUUACAUAAUUAUGUGAUAAAUUAUGUGUGUUGUGAUAGUUUUAGUAUUAAGAUAAUAGACUUCAAAGUUGUAUAUAAAAUUACAAUUUCUGACAGUCGGAAUGUAUCUUGCCAAUAAUUAUGUAGUUUCAUAUUUUGUGAUUCAAAAUACGAACUUUUACAGCUUUUAGAUAUAAUAUUUUAAUUAUUUCAUUCCUUAUAAGGGUAAAUAAGUUAUAGUCAUUAAAAUAAAUGUACAACUAGAUUGUAUUUUGUACCUUAAGUAAGUAGUUAGGAGAUAAAUAGAAUAAUAAAUUCAUAUCAUGAUACAAAAGUAUCACAAACAUAUAUUAGACAAAGUAUAAUAAACGUAAUUAUA
Molecule: messenger RNA, 1633 nt
Organism: Pectinophora gossypiella (pink bollworm)
Lineage: Eukaryota; Metazoa; Arthropoda; Insecta; Lepidoptera; Gelechiidae
Exons: 2
Coding region: 180-758 (192 amino acids)
Source: RefSeq, a predicted model, not a curated record